Penicillium angulare is the source of this 324-nucleotide messenger RNA. Its product is annotated as DUF3759 domain-containing protein. The record is from RefSeq and is a predicted model, not a curated record. Lineage: Eukaryota; Fungi; Ascomycota; Eurotiomycetes; Eurotiales; Aspergillaceae. Bases 1 to 324 code for a protein of 107 amino acids. The transcript has 3 exons.
AUGGGUUGGUUCAGCGACGACUCUCAGCAGCGCGAGCACCACGACCAGUGGAACAGCUCCCAGGAGCACGACCCCAGCGUCGUCCAUGAGCUGAUUGCUGGUGCUGCUUCUUACGAGGCUGCUAAGGCUUACGAGCAGCACGAGGAGCGUGAGGGCAAGGCUCCCUCCCACGAGAAGGCCAAGGAGAUCAUGGCUGGUUUCGCCGGUGCCUUCGUCGACCGUGAGGUUGAGAGCAGAGGUCUUGACUUCGUUGACAAGGAGAAGGCUAAGUACCAGGCUCGCCAGCACAUUGAGAACGUUCCUGCUUCCCAGGCUGGAUGGUAA